This is a messenger RNA of Drosophila miranda, 722 nucleotides long. RefSeq lists its product as uncharacterized. NCBI's taxonomy places the organism in Eukaryota, Metazoa, Arthropoda, Insecta, Diptera, Drosophilidae. The record is from RefSeq and is a predicted model, not a curated record. The transcript has 3 exons. The coding region runs from base 20 to 451 and encodes 143 amino acids.
UUCAAACAAAGGCCCCGCCAUGAAAGCUUCUUGCUACUUGUUUAUCAUUCUGGGCCUGAUGCUCCACCUGGCCCUGUCGAGCGGCAGCGGCAGCACCACCGAAGGAGCACAGACCUGUAGGAAGGAGGUCCAGAGUAGUUGCACAUCCAAGACCAAAUCAUGUGCCCGUCUGGGACGGGCCAACAUCUGUCAGGCCUUCAAGAACGACUGCCAGCGCAGGAUAUCCAACUGCAACAGCAAGGGCCUGAGCAUAUUCUAUCGUAAAGUGAGUGCGAAUCUCUGCAAAAAUAUGCCCUACGAUAAGAAGCUUCCCUGUGGUAGUGGCAGCAACGCACUAAGCGUCAACUCUGGUGCCAGCAGCAGCAGCAACAACAACAACAAUGGUGGCACGAACAACACUGGUAGCCAGAUCAGACCUGGCGGAACAAAAGCCAUUAAGGAAUCUGGCUAAUGAGAACUGAUGUCCGUCUGCAAGACCUGUCCAGGAGUGGAUCCUUCCGAGUACUACACAAAUCUGACAAUGCGACAAUUCGAUUGUCCAUCAUUUGGUAAUGCUCUGACAAGGGUAUAGAAAAUUAUAUCAUAUUCGAAAGUCUAUCGAAUAUAAAUAGCUUUGAUUACGAGUUAAUGUUGAAUCAAUCCUCAUAAACAUUUACAAUUAAAUAGACAAAUAAAUUUCAACGUUAUAUUUUAAUAUCAUUAGCAAAAUAAACAAAACGUUC